CCGUAAAUGAUUGCUGAAUGAACAGUACUGUCUACCUAGACUCACUUUGCUUCCAGAGCCCAUCCGUUGUACUGCUUGCCCAGUUGCUUCAGUCGUCAUUGAUCCUUCGUACAACUAGAGAGACACCUGAAUCGCAAUGACGUCGAUAGGAACAGGUUAUGAUCUGUCCAAUUCUGUUUUCUCUCCUGACGGUCGAAACUUCCAAGUCGAAUACGCGGUCAAAGCAGUGGAAAACGGCAAUACUUGCAUUGGAAUAAGAACAAAACAUGGAGUCGUCCUUGCUUGCGAGAAGAUCAUCAGCUCAAAGCUCCUCAAACCGGGAUGCAACAAGAGAAUAUCAACAGUAGACCGCGGUGCAGGUGUUGUCUGCUCAGGCUUACUGCCGGAUGGCCGACAUCUCAUCAGCAGGGCAAGAGACGAGGCUAGCAGUUGGCGGCAAACAUACAAAGGUCCAAUCCCCAUCAAUGCUCUGGCAUCCAGAAUGGGAGGUUACGUCCAAGCCUACACACUCUACUCCUCCGUGCGGCCCUUUGGUGUCACUGCGAUAUUAGGUGGUUGGGACUCGGAAGCUGAGCUCGGUGUUGACGGCCAGGUCGGCUUAGGACCAAAGUCUGGCGCAGGAGGAAAGUUUGAAGAGGAGGCCGUCAAGAGAGGUGGUCCUGGUCUAUACAUGAUCGAGCCCAGCGGGCUGUACUGGGGCUACUACGGUGCCGCGACCGGCAAAGGACGACAAGCCGCAAAGGCUGAGUUAGAAAAGCUGGACUUAGGCUCACCAACCUGCUCCCUCACUCUGAAAGAUGCUGUCAUGGAGGCUGCGAGAAUCAUCUAUGUUGCUCACGAGGAUUCGAAAGACAAGGAAUUCGAAUUGGAAAUGACCUGGAUCUCAACCUUGGAUGGUCCCACAAAAGGUCGACAUCAACAUGUGCCACAGGAUCUAUUAGAGGAAGCGGAAAAGGCGGCAAAGAAGAGUCUGGAAGGUGAUGAUGAAGAUGAGGACGAAGAGGGUGCCAUGCAGGAGUAAUAAGCUUGCAUACUUUCAAGAGUACUGUAGCACUACUGGCGUUCCAACAUGGUAAAUAGGUCUGGCAUUCACGCGCGAAGCAGGCUCAAAACUCGAGACGGGCAUCCAUAAGGUUCUUUUCUUUGAGCCGGAUGCAAUUCGCAGCAUGAAUAAAAUUGCAUCGAGUGAGCUGUCCCCCGAUUCGGAUAUCCUAUGGAAGUCGAGCGGCAAUGACUUCUCUAUGUCCAUCACGAACCUGCAAUCUUGCC
Molecule: messenger RNA, 1269 nt
Organism: Exophiala xenobiotica
Lineage: Eukaryota; Fungi; Ascomycota; Eurotiomycetes; Chaetothyriales; Herpotrichiellaceae
Exons: 3
Coding region: 137-1021 (294 amino acids)
Biological process (GO): ubiquitin-dependent protein catabolic process
Cellular component (GO): proteasome core complex; proteasome core complex, alpha-subunit complex; nucleus
Source: RefSeq, a predicted model, not a curated record